CUUAAACAGUAGAUUUUGGCUUAGUUAGGUAUUAUAUUAAAUAUUAUUUGUCAAAAAUCCAAAUGAUUAGUCUUAUAAUAACGUGUAGAACAGACCUAAUAUCCACAUAACCCAAAACCAAGCAUUUUAGUAAUCUGUGGUAAUAUGUGACAAAUCAAUUCGAUACUUCGCUCUACCAUACGGAAAUCAUUUCAUUUUCAGUAGGCAAUUUACUUUGUUUAGCAGAAAUACAAUAACACAACAACAACAAUGGAAAUGGAUAAAGAGGAAGGAGAAAUGAGUGACGAUCCGAUGCUAGGGGAUGAAGAUAAUGAUUGUAUUCCAGAAGAAGACGUAAAGCCUACACUGCUUUAUAAGGCAGAAAAGGAAGGAUUAAUCAUCACACAACUAGAAAAAAUAGACGCAAAGAAGUUAGAAGAGAGAGCAAAAAGAUUUGGGUUGAAUCUCUCAGGAAACAGACUAGUAACACAAAAGCAAAUUGAUGAGCUGUACCGUAAUUUUGGAAUAGAAAGUGGAAAUGAACGACAUUUUCGCUUUGAUGCACUACAUUUAAAUGGAGUUGCUGGGCUUAAGGAAAAAGAUAUAUUUGAGUAUCUUGCAGAUUAUAAGCCAGUCAGCCUUGAAUGGAUUGAUGAAAAUUCAUGUAACAUAGUCUGUCAAGAUCAUAUAUCAGCUGCAUUGGCAUUGUUAGUGCAUUCACGGGAAAUAAAAAAUGAAGAUUUAAAAGAUAUGCUCAAGAAAUCGUCACAUCACUGGAGGGAAGGUGUUCCACACCCUAAAAAGGACCUGAUAUUGAUGCGUUUUGCUACAAAUGGAGAUAAGAAAUUACCAAAAAAGGUGCCAGAAAGGAAAGCACCAGAAGGGUAUUAUGAUGAAAUUUUGGAUCCACCAACUAAAAACCCCUGGGGAGAUUUAUGUAAAUCUUGGGGUGUGUAUGACAACCAGGAAGUUAUUCAGCACAGAUUACCCAAAAAUGAUUAUGAAGAUGAAAUUGAGGAACCUGUGCCAAAAGUACAAAUCAGAAACAAGAGACUAGCCAUGCGCCUUGGCAAAAGACAUCAUAACAAUGUUGAAGAGCAAGAUGAAGAUAGUGAUUCUGAUACAGAGUGGAAAAAGAAGUCUAAGGCCCCUAGAAUGAGGAUGCAUGCUGAUGAUGAAGAAUCUAAGCAGAAUAAGAAAAGACAAGCAAUGGAAUUGACUAAAGCUAUUGCUGAUAAAGAUGUUUAUGCUCCUCUGUCCAUAGAAGUGGUAAAUUCAAGAAGUAAUUAUACACCAAGAGAAUCAGUACUGUUGUCAGAUAAAUUCAAGUACCACAAUAAAACAACUACAAAUAAAGCUAGAAACAAUGUCCAGUCUAGAUUAGGUGCAAAAAUUCUGCAUGAAGAUGUACCAUCAUCAAGUGAUGAGUACUCAUACUCUUCCGAUGAAUCUGACCAUAACACAAUGAGUAGAGUUCAAAAAAUGUCUACUGCAAAGAGUUCUUCCAGUGUAUGGUCAAGACUAGAGUCCAAGCCUACCAAUGCAAGUGAUCACAAUGAUUUGAGACAGAUACUAAAGUCAAAAAAGCACUCUACUACUAAGACAGAUGAUUUAAGGGAUAGAAUUAGUAAAUACAAAAGAGCACCCUUACGGAUUGAAAUAGACAAUAAAUAGGGAAUGAUCACUUACAAGGAAAGGUACCCAACUGUCCGGUUCCAAUUUGAUUUAUAUUUAUAUAAGUUAUAGAGUAUUUUUUUUAGCUGCCCAAACUCAACUUAUUGGGAGAGCUAAAAAAAACUACUCUAUAACUUAUAUAAAUAUAAAUCAAAUUGGAACCGGACAGUUGGGUACCUUUCCUUGUUAGUUAUUUGUUGCAAUGAUUGGCGAGGCCAAGGGAAUGAUCACUUAGUUAAUUGUUGGAAUGAUUGGCGAGGCCACGGCCACGCGAAUACUGGCUCAGAUACUUGGAGAGGAGAGAGGAUGAGGGAGAAGAGUCAGGCCCUUUUCAAGAACAUUUUCUGUUUUCUAUUGGAAACAUUCAUUAAUGGGACACAACUCUAUGAGGGAGGGAUGAUUUUAAUGUGAAGAGAAUGUAUAGAGUGCUUGGAUAUUCAAACUGGAUGUUUCAUCUUCGUCAGGGGUCUGCAAGAACGGCGGCUCUUUGAAGGUUCAACUGUGGCUCAAUUAACACUUCAUAGUUCUUGGAUCACUGACAUCAACACUAGUGGGUCUUUGAGCUGCUAUUAUUGCAGAUUUUUACCAACCCCUGAUCUAGACCAUUUCGUUGAGGCUCGAAACUAAGCUUGAAUGAUGUCACGCUGGAUUGCAGUGUCUUUCUGGAUGGUGAUUCUCUUGAAAGAAGUUGUGAUGUUGUAUUCCCUUGAAUGCAGCUUGAGCUACUUUCAAGAGAAUCACCACAGAAAGUUGCAAAAUUAUUAUUACGUCAUUCAAGAUUAUUUUGCGCCUCAACGUCGGUUUUUGGUCGGGUUUAUAAGAAACCAAAUAACUGUAAUGGCCUGAUUGUGUUAAUGUCCGACUUACUUACAAUAUUUGUACUUGCACUAGAACAGCAUAGUUGCUAGUAGAUGUUUGGAUGGAUGAACAUAUACACAAUUACUCGCUUCGCUUAUUGUGUUGCCACCUUGUAAAGCUCUUUGUUGUGAAGUGUCAAUGGUUGUCUCAUUCAUAUGAUACGAAAAAGAAGAAACCUAUUUAUCUACACUGCGACCAUGGGGCAACCGUGAAUUACAUUGUUCUAUGGAGUUGCAGAUCGUCAUCCUCUUUGAGUGCUGACCCAGCAUAAUUUUAGUUAAUUGGAGUAUUUCUACUGUAUUUUGUAUUUUAAUUAUGAAAUUAGAUUAAUGUCUAGGUUACUUGUUUACCUCAUAUUUUGCGUCGGUCCUAUUCUAUUGAAUACCUGACUUCUUAAUUCUUAUUUGAAUUACAUAAAUCAAAAGUGUAUUGUCAAAAUAAAUCUUUUAAUGAAAAUUCUUACGAAUCUUAUGAUCAAUGUACGAUUACAUUAUGCAGGUUAGAGUCAAAGUAAAAGAGAUAAUGUAGUAAAUAAAUCUUUAUUUUGCAUAUUUGAAAUAUAAGUGCAUUGAUACAAACAGAAUGUUAAUAAUUAAGGAUAAUAAAAAACGUGACCAUCUCA
Messenger RNA from Cydia pomonella (codling moth), 3133 nucleotides. RefSeq names its product nuclear cap-binding protein subunit 3-like. The transcript has 3 exons. The record is from RefSeq and is a predicted model, not a curated record. Gene Ontology annotation, cellular component: cytosol; nucleus. Lineage: Eukaryota; Metazoa; Arthropoda; Insecta; Lepidoptera; Tortricidae. Gene Ontology annotation, molecular function: RNA 7-methylguanosine cap binding; mRNA binding. The coding region runs from base 250 to 1653 and encodes 467 amino acids.